AUGUCCGCCCCCAGUGUUGCGAGGCAGCUCGUAGUUUUCGACUUUGACUGGUCGAUGGCGGACCAGGACACCGACCGCUGGAUCUUCGAGGUAUUGGGUCCGGAUAUUCGUAGAAAGAUGAAGACGUUGAAGGAAGAGAUCCAAUGGACCGAUCUCGUAGCUCAAUCCCUUCGUGAAAUUCAUGGUCGAGGCGUAUCGAGAGCGGAAAUCGAGAACGCACUGAGGAUAAUGCCCUUCCAUCCGGCCAUGGUUCGCGCUGUAAAGAAGAUGAAGACAGAAGGUCAAACAACCUUCUUCUGUUUAUCUAAUGCCAAUUCUGUCUUUAUCUCCACCAUCCUCAAGGACAAAGGUCUAGAUGAUUUAUUUGAAGAGAUCAUCACCAACCCCGCUGAAUUCGAACCAUCUGGACUCUUGUCACUUCGUCGUAGAGUAGACCCAGAUGGUCCUCAACACAGUUGUACCGUUGGAUGUAGCCCCAACAUGUGUAAAGGAGAAGAAUUGACAGCGUUUCUCGAAAGACAUGCUCCAGACUUCGACCGAGUUAUCUACGUCGGAGAUGGCACUAAUGAUUUCUGCCCUGUACUCCGUUUGAGAAGCCAAGAUUUCAUCUUCUGCAGGAAAUUCCGUGGGCUAGAAAAGCGUAUUGCUAACGAAGGUGACAAGCUUGGUAUGCGUUGUCAGGUCAAAUACUGGGCAGGCGCAUGGGAAGCCGAGGAGCUGUUUGACCAGCUAACGUACUAG
Molecule: messenger RNA, 741 nt
Organism: Pleurotus ostreatus (oyster mushroom)
Lineage: Eukaryota; Fungi; Basidiomycota; Agaricomycetes; Agaricales; Pleurotaceae
Exons: 7
Coding region: 1-741 (246 amino acids)
Molecular function (GO): phosphatase activity
Source: RefSeq, a predicted model, not a curated record